Messenger RNA from Dermatophagoides pteronyssinus (European house dust mite), 3392 nucleotides. It is a transcript of the gene Cul1, whose product is annotated as cullin 1. The record is from RefSeq and is a predicted model, not a curated record. Gene Ontology annotation, biological process: ubiquitin-dependent protein catabolic process. Gene Ontology annotation, cellular component: cullin-RING ubiquitin ligase complex. NCBI's taxonomy places the organism in Eukaryota, Metazoa, Arthropoda, Arachnida, Sarcoptiformes, Pyroglyphidae. Gene Ontology annotation, molecular function: ubiquitin protein ligase binding.
UUGUUUUAAUUUUCUUCUAAUUAAGAAUUUUUAAUUGAAAUAAAGAAUUCUUUUUGUUUUUCUGUGUGUGUUUGAGGUUCAAUUCUCUCUCUCCACUUUUUCAUUGUCUCAUUGUGUGGUGUUUUUUGAUUGAUCUCUGAAAAAUUCUUCAACAAAAAAAAAAUCGAAUUCUUGAUUAGUGUUCGAUUCGUAUCGACUAUUUCGACUAAAUUUUUUUCUACCCUGCUCUCUUCUCACUCAUAAGAUAAAUGUGUUUUUGUUUUGAAUUUUGAUGAAAAAUUAAUUUCUUCGAACACAAAUGGCUUCAUAUCCAUCAUCCUCAUCAUCAGAUAAUAAUUCUCCACAACAACCUAUUCCAUCAACAUCAAGAAAUUUUAUUGAUCAGCAACGAUUCUCAUCAUCAUCAUCAUCGACAUCACAAUUUUAUCCAAACGCAGCAAAUAAUAAUGGUAUAAUAAUGAUGGCUUCAUCAUCAUCAUCGACAUCCGCAACAACAAUACCACGUACAACAGAAUUGGAUAAUAUUUGGGAUGAUUUACGAAAUGGUAUUGAACAAGUUUAUAAACAUAAAAAUCAAGGAAUGUCUAAAAUACGUUAUAUGGAACUUUAUACUCAUGUUUAUAAUUAUUGUACAUCGGUUCAAACAUCAUCAUCAUCAUUAUCAUCAAAUAAUUCUCAUUUUAGUUCAUUAGCCAGUAAUGCUGGCUCAUCAUCAUCGAAUAGUGGCCAAAUAUCAUUGUCAUCAUCAUCACAUCAACGUUUACGUCGUCCAAUAACGAAUAAUGGUGGUGGAGGAAAUAAUAGUAGCGGCAGUGGUGCACAAUUUGUCGGUUAUGAAUUAUAUAAAAGAAUUCGUAGUUUUCUUCAAGAUUAUCUUACCACUUUGCUUGAGAAUGGUCGUGAUCUAAAUGAUGAAGAAGUUCUUCGAUUCUAUACAAAACAUUGGGAAGAUUAUCAAUUUUCAAGUCGUGUAUUGAAUGGUAUAUGUGCCUAUCUAAAUCGUCAUUGGGUAAAACGUGAAUGUGAUGAAGGUCAUAAAGAUAUUUAUGAAAUAUAUCAAUUAGCAUUGGUUACCUGGCGUGAAGUUUUAUUCUCCAAAUUAAACCAACAGGUUACUAGUGCAGUGUUGAAAUUGAUUGAAAAAGAACGAAAUGGUGAAACAAUCAAUACUAGUCUCAUCAGUGGUGUUAUGGGAUGUUAUGUUGAACUUGGCAUCAAUGAAUCGGAUAAUCAUCAGAAAGGACCAAAUCUUUCAGUUUAUCAGCAAGCAUUUGAGGUACAAUUUUUUCUUGAUACUGAACGAUUUUAUCGAAUGGAAAGUGAAAAUUUUUUGGCCAAAAAUUCUGUCACCGAAUAUAUGAAAAAAGCCGAACAAAGAAUUCAGGAAGAAAAUCGACGAAUUAUGCUUUAUUUACAUAAAAAUACAUUAGGAUUACUUAUGAAAACCUGUGAACGGGUAUUGAUUGAAGAUCAUUUGGAAAAAUUUCAUCAAGAAUUUCAAAAUCUAUUGAAUGAUGAUAAAAAUGAAGAUCUUGGACGAAUGUAUCAGCUUGUAAUGCGUAUACCGAAUGGUCUUGGUGAAUUGAAAAAUCGUCUCGAAGCACAUAUUACACAUCAAGGUCUUGGUGCUAUUGAAAAAUGUAAUGAAAUUGCUGUACAAGAUCCGAAAAUCUAUGUCAGUACAAUAUUAGCUGUGCAUAAAAAAUUUAGCAAAUUAGUACAGGAUGCUUUUCUGAAUGAUUCGGGUUUUGUUGCUGCACUGGAUAAAGCAUGUGGAAAAUUUAUCAAUAAAAAUGCAGUUACUGAUAAUUCAAAUUCAACAAAAUCACCGGAAUUACUUGCAAAAUAUUGUGAUUUAUUGUUGAAAAAGACAUCGAAAAUACACGAAGAAAACGAGCUUGAAGAAACAUUAAAUCAGGUGAUGAUUGUAUUCAAAUACAUUGAAGAUAAAGAUGUAUUUCAAAAAUUCUAUAGUAAAAUGUUGGCUAAACGUCUUGUACAACAUAUGUCGGCAAGUGAUGAUGCCGAAGCUAGUAUGAUCUCGAAAUUAAAGCAUUCUUGUGGGUUCGAAUAUACGUCCAAAUUGCAACGAAUGUUUCAGGAUAUUGGCCUAAGUAAAGAUUUAAAUGAAUUGUUUAAAAAAUAUCUUGGCGAAUCUAGUGAAGCACUUGAUAUCGAUUUUUCCAUACAAGUGUUAAGUUUUGGUUCUUGGCCUUUUCAACAAAGUUUUUCUUUUACUCUGCCAAAUGAGUUGGAACAAUGUGUUAAUCGUUUCACUAAAUUCUAUAGUGCUCAACAUAGUGGACGAAAAUUACUUUGGAUAUAUAGUAUGUCCAAAGGUGAAUUAGUGGCCAAUUGUUUUAAAAGUCGUUAUACUUUCCAGGCAUCAACUUAUCAAAUGGCCGUACUAUUACAAUACAAUACUACUGAUAAUCUGACCGUACAACAACUACAUGAUAUUACCGAAAUUAAAGAAGAUAUUCUACAUCAAGUUUUGCAAAUAUUGCUCAAAACAAAAUUAUUGGCCAUUUCUAAUCCGGCCGAUUGUGAUCAAUCUUGUGUUGUUGAUAAUGAUAGUUGUGAUAAUAGUCAAGCAUUCAAUAAAUCGGUCGGUCCAUCGUCGAUGAUACGUGAAUCAUCAACAGCAAAUAACAAUUCAACAGCAAUGUCCACCGAUACAAAUAGCUGUUCAUCUACAGGUGGUAAUGGUGAUGAAUUUAUUCUACAUCCACAUACACGUCUUUCGUUGUAUUUGGGAUAUAAAAAUAAAAAAUAUCGUGUCAAUAUCAAUGCACCAAUGAAAACGGAAAUGCGCCAAGAUCAGGAAAAAACGCAUAAACAUAUUGAAGAAGAUCGUAAAUUAGUUAUUCAGGCUGCUAUUGUUCGUAUAAUGAAAAUGCGUCGAACAUUAAAACAUCAACAAUUAUUAGCCGAAGUAAUUAAUCAAUUAUCAUUACGAUUCAAACCAAAUGUUAAUGUUAUCAAGAAAUGUGUCGAAGUUUUGAUUGAAAAAGAAUAUCUGGAACGAUCAGAAGGAUCAAGAGAUACAUAUAAUUAUCUUGCUUAAAAACAUUUCAUGUGAUAUACCCGGAAUAAACGAAACAAAUGAAACCAAAAAAAAGAAGAGAAAAAUUAACUAACGACAACAGCAACUAUAUUUUAUUGAAUCAAUUUGACAUUGGGAUUAAUUUAAUUAAUCAUCGUUUGAAAUAGCAAAUCUGAGUGACACUUUUUUUCAACAACAACACUAUACACCCCAAUCAAUCAAUCAACAUCUGAAAAAUGUUUUACAAUUUUAUUUACUUUUUGUAUACAAUACCACCAAACACCAAUACACACGAGUUUUGUUUCUCUCUUUUCCCCAUUGAUUAUGAAAUUUAUUGAUCACCGAU